Messenger RNA from Colletes gigas, 1425 nucleotides. RefSeq names its product actin, muscle. Bases 148 to 1278 code for a protein of 376 amino acids. Gene Ontology annotation, biological process: mitotic cytokinesis. The transcript has 3 exons. The record is from RefSeq and is a predicted model, not a curated record. NCBI's taxonomy places the organism in Eukaryota, Metazoa, Arthropoda, Insecta, Hymenoptera, Colletidae.
UGCGAACCGAUAUGGAUAAAGGGACCCCACAGAGCCGGCACUGUGCCACUCGCCGCUCUCGGUCUCUUGCACGACGUACACCCUAAGCGAUCGUUGCCGAUCUCUCGACUCAUUAGUGAACGUAAGUAACGUUAGAAACGAAUCAAGAUGUGUGACGAUGAUGUUGCGGCACUAGUCGUGGACAAUGGGUCCGGUAUGUGCAAGGCGGGAUUCGCUGGAGAUGACGCUCCUCGUGCUGUCUUCCCCAGCAUCGUCGGUCGCCCUCGUCAUCAGGGUGUGAUGGUCGGUAUGGGUCAAAAGGACAGCUACGUAGGGGACGAGGCCCAAAGUAAAAGAGGUAUACUUACCUUAAAGUAUCCUAUAGAACACGGUAUCAUUACUAAUUGGGACGAUAUGGAGAAGAUAUGGCAUCAUACCUUUUACAACGAAUUGCGUGUCGCGCCUGAAGAACACCCGGUCCUCCUCACUGAGGCACCCCUGAAUCCAAAAGCUAACCGUGAAAAGAUGACCCAAAUCAUGUUCGAGACCUUCAACAGCCCGGCCAUGUACGUCGCCAUCCAGGCGGUAUUGUCCCUGUACGCGUCCGGUCGUACCACCGGUAUCGUCCUGGACUCUGGUGACGGUGUCUCUCACACCGUACCCAUCUAUGAAGGUUACGCCCUUCCCCAUGCCAUCCUCCGUCUGGACUUGGCCGGUCGCGAUUUGACCGACUACCUCAUGAAGAUCCUCACCGAGCGAGGUUACAGCUUCACCACCACGGCUGAGCGUGAAAUUGUCCGCGACAUCAAGGAGAAACUCUGCUAUGUCGCCCUGGACUUCGAACAGGAAAUGGCCACCGCGGCCGCCAGCACCUCCCUCGAGAAGAGCUACGAGUUGCCCGAUGGACAGGUCAUCACCAUCGGUAACGAGAGGUUCCGUUGCCCUGAGGCCCUGUUCCAACCGUCCUUCUUGGGUAUGGAAUCCUGCGGUAUCCACGAGACCGUGUACAACUCCAUCAUGAAGUGCGACGUCGACAUCCGUAAAGACCUGUACGCCAACACUGUACUCUCCGGUGGUACCACCAUGUACCCCGGUAUCGCCGAUCGUAUGCAGAAGGAAAUCACUGCCCUCGCCCCGUCGACCAUCAAGAUCAAGAUCAUUGCUCCCCCCGAGAGGAAGUAUUCCGUAUGGAUCGGUGGAUCCAUCCUGGCCUCUCUGUCCACCUUCCAACAGAUGUGGAUCUCCAAGCAGGAGUACGACGAAUCCGGCCCAGGCAUCGUCCACCGCAAGUGCUUCUAAGGUGUUGCACCGAGCUCGAGGAUUUACGAUUUUCACCUGCUUUCUUUUCUUUUUUUUUUCUAUCGAUGCUCGACAUUUUAGAGCGACUUCCGCAGACAUGGGCAUACCCGGGGUUUAGAGGGAAGAAAGAGAGAAGAAGGUAGACAA